UGAUGAUGAUGAGUGACCGACGCACAUCCUUUUUCUCUCCUGAGAGAUGACGAAUGAGCGAGUCUAGGUGGCAAGAAGUGGGGAGGAGGACAAGGAGGAGAAACCACUGGCUGUGACAGUGACAGUUGCUUCUCUCCCUGGCUUCCCCCCUCCCGCUUCAGCUUCAUCAUCAUCAUCACCACCACCACCAUCAUCAUCAUCAUCAUCAUCAUCGCCUUCAGCAACAGCAGCUUCAGCUUCAGCAGCAGCAGAAGCAGCAGCAGCAGCAGCGUCCAUCGACAGCGUGGGGAACAAAUAAGCAGUACGCAUCUCCAAGAGGCGCUCCACUCGAAGGGGGAAGAUGGGGAAAUGGCAGAUGACCAAAUGUAAGGAGCAAGAAAUGAAACGAGAUCUUCAUUUAUGAUACGAACCCGGGUUCAUGCAUCAAUAGGAACUAUUCAAGUAACAAAAGAUUACCCCCUCUGACGCAUAAGGAAACAUGGAUGUAUCCUCAUCCUCGCUGCAGUAUGGAUCAAAAAAGCGGGUUAAGAUCCACCCGAACACAGUGACAGUGAAAUAUGCCACACACUUCCCCCAGCCUGGCGAUGAAGGGUAUGAUGACGCACCCUCUUUUGAGGAGUUUGGCGCCUUUGCAGAAUCUAGUGUGGGAAAGAGACUUGUGUCAGACCCCAAAGGUAGCAGGACUUUGUUUGGAACCAUGGAGACCCAGCCCAAGCAGCCAACUGUGCAAAGAGACAAGGGGGUCGGGGGCCAGCUGGCCAGCUUCGGAGAGGCGAAUGUGUUGGCCUCCAGGGUGACCUGGAUGGCCUUGUUUGGGGCAGCAGUGGCUCACGGUUGUGUGGCACUGAUUACUCGUUUAGCAGCCGACCGCUCUAAAGUGCCCUCCCUCGAGCUGCUCUUCAUCCGCUCCGUGAUCCAGGUGCUGUCCAUCCUGGUGGUCUUCUACUACCACGAGGCCCCCUUUGGCCCUAAAGGCUACCGUCUACGUCUCUUCUUCUAUGGCGUGUGCAACGUCAUCUCAAUCACUUGCGCCUACACCUCUUUUGCCAUAGUACCACCCAGUAACGGCACCCUCAUGUGGCGUGCCUCCACCACAGUCUUCAGCGCAAUACUGGCCUUCCUGUUGCUGGAUGAGAGGCUGAGCUACACAGAUGUGGUCACAGUGGUGGGGAGUGUGUUCGGCCUGUGCCUGGUCAUGGUGCCAAAUGUUGCAGACGAGGAGAAGUCCAGGCUGGGGUUUUGGAAGGAGGCUUUUGGCUACACAAUGACAGUGAUGGCCGGCUUGGCCGCUGCCCUCUCCAUGAUCGUCUACAGAGCCAUCAAGGAGCGUGUCAGCAUGUGGACGGCACUCUUUACCUUCGGCUGGACGGGCACGGUGUGGGGUGCCUCCACCAUGUUUAUCAUGCAGGAGCCCAUCAUUCCUCUGGAUGGGGAGACCUGGGGCUAUUUAAUUGGGAUCUGUAUCUGCUCCACCGUGGCGUUCCUCGGAGUCUACUAUGCUCUAAACAAGUUUCAUCCAGCCUUAGUCAGUACAGUGCAGCACCUUGAGAUCGUGGUUGCCAUGUUCCUCCAGCUCAUUGUUCUGAGGAUGAUCCCGUCUGUCUACGAUGUCAUCGGAUGUCUGGUCAUCAUGGUCAGUGUGUUCACCCUGACAGGAGUCAAGCUGUACAGGGUGAGCAGGGCCAUCCGGCAGGAUUAUCAAGAGAUCCUUGACUCGCCCAUCAAAUGAGUUUGGAUAUGUCAGUCUAUUUGUUUACAAUGUUGCUUGGUUGUGCAAUUUAAAGAAUGUCUGGAUCUUCAUCUGAUGAUUUUGUAUUGUUGUGUUGUUGGAAGGGUGCCAGUUGUGUAACUAAUGUCUUAAUAUUUGUGUGUGAAAUAAAAGACAAAUGUAGUAUGGUGACUAUGUCCCCCUGAUAGUUCUGCUUUAAUGUCAAAAUGUGUCAAAGACCAAAAUAUCAGCAAAAAAAAAAAAAAAGAAAAGAAAAGAAAAGAAAAAAGAGCCAGUUUAAUUUUUGUGAUUCAUUUUGCUCCAGCAUUUUAAACCAUAUUGAAUCUGGUCUUGUGAGUGGCAGUGUGAAAUGAUCAUUUUAAUGAUGACAUGCACCUUUUUAUAAUAACAACAUCAACAAGGUGUGGUGUAUCCCUCUGUUGUCGCACUGCCACACUUGUCACAGUGUGUAAAUGUCAGCCCAGAAAUCAUUCACACAUACAAGGAAAGAAAGAAUAAAAAUAAAUACCACCCAUGUUUUCAUAAAAUAACUGGUAUUGCUUUUGUUAGCCUUAAUCUGUUGUGGAAUUUCUUCAAAUGAAAUGGCAUUAUAGAGGAGUCAGGGGUGGAUAAAGUGACCUUUAUGUGCUGGGAUAGAGGUCCUGUCGUAUAGUGUAUAACUGGGGCUGUUCUUGUUAAAUGUGCCUCAGUUUACAAGUAGACUUUUGAUAUUUAUGGGACAUCAAAGAUUAUUUUGUGCACAAGGAAACUAGCAAUCCGUAUUAUUCCAUGUACAAUAUUUUGUGCACAAACUGCACCUUUCUGACUGCCUUUAACGUCCGUUCUGGCCCCAGCAGCCGCUUGAUAUCUAACACUAGCGAUCACGUCCCUGGACGCUGCUUCUGUUUACUUUCAGACGCAUAUCAAACUAAUGCCCCGAGGCAUGUGCACUGUAUUGAAUUAAAGUUCCCUUUAACAACAUGAGACCAUCUGCUUUUUCCGUAGUGGCCGAUUCAGUGGCUCACCAGCACUGUUUCCUUUCUCUGUGUAGAGAACAGAGCCAGGACAGUCGGUCUCUUUGAUUUCCCUGAGGCAAAGCAACAGUGAUGGAAUGAAAUAAUGACAAUGAUGAUGCAGUGCGGAUGAAAGAGGACAUGUUGUGGUUCAGAAGGGACUCAACAUGGGUGUUUCACUAGAAGCCCAGCAGGUGGCAUUCAAAAUCCACUCCAUUAUUCAUUCAGAGUUAGCUGAAGUUAUGUUUUAUUACAGUAAAUCAUGAAGGCAAUUAGUAGUAUAUUCAGUAGUUAAUAAUAUUAAGCUGUUAUUACAUUAAAACAAGAUAAAACAAUUGGCAUGACACACUUCAUCUAAACCCUUUUUAUUUACUGAGCAGAAGCAGAGAUUGGACUAAUUUAUGACUUGAUAAAGUGUUAUAAAUUUAUGACACUCUGUUGAAUGUUUAACAUAUUUCUAUUGAAAUGGUGAAUAAUCAGCCUUGUGGUUAUAUUAUAACCACACACAGCAGUGGUGUCGCUGAAAUCAGAUCAAUGUGUGAUGACAAUCUACUAUCACUGAUGUCACAGUCAAUAAAAUGGUGAGUAAACCACAACCUCAAUCCAUUUACAACCAAAAGAUGAACAACCACCAUCAUAAACACGUAAUAGUGUGAAAUUGUAUUUGACUUUGAAAACAUGCGCUCUGUCAUGUCACGUUUUCCUUUAAAAAACUUCAUAGUUAAAGUGUAUUUAUUCAAAGGGUGAAUAAACAGAGAUAAAGUGGG
Epinephelus lanceolatus (giant grouper) is the source of this 3488-nucleotide messenger RNA. RefSeq names its product solute carrier family 35 member G2b (gene slc35g2b). The record is from RefSeq and is a predicted model, not a curated record. Gene Ontology annotation, cellular component: membrane. NCBI's taxonomy places the organism in Eukaryota, Metazoa, Chordata, Actinopteri, Perciformes, Serranidae.